Molecule: messenger RNA, 1032 nt
Organism: Porites evermanni
Lineage: Eukaryota; Metazoa; Cnidaria; Anthozoa; Scleractinia; Poritidae
Source: the annotation of a GenBank genome assembly
AUGCCUUGGUACGAUGAUGAUGAAAAUUUUGAGCAGGAACCUCUUUACAAACCACUGUUUCAAGCUGGGCCUUGCACGGAUUUUCGAGAAAAGAACCCUUAUAUGUGCACCCUAGAGAUAAGGAUCCCUUAUGAGCAGGAACAGAAAUUGAAAUCACUCUACAGCCCCUUGCUACAAUGGAUCGACCCCGCAUUCCAGCUGAUUCAAAUCUACCAACAGCACAAAGGUGCCGUUGUUUUGUCGCACGAACAUGAUCACCUGACAAAUAUAACGGAAGACACGUACACCAGUGAGCAUUUAACCACUCAGUCGCUGAGCGUUGUGUUGUUUUUACGCGAGGAGACAAAGUAUCAACUCAACGCUCGAUUUGCAAAAGACUACUUAGAAUGCCCUCCUUGGGUUUUCCACCAUAAGAUCGAACUGGCCAGCCGCACAACCUUGCGCUCUGUUGCUCGGCAAGAUUAUUACGAGUCUUCCCCAGACCUCCCUCUCUGGACCGUUUGCUCAGUUCACUACGGAAACGAGCAACUGAGAUUUAAUAUUUUCGUGAGAGAUUUUAAAGAAAUGAAAGAAUUUUACAGUGUGCUAACAGGAACUGAACCAAGUGCAUGCAAACCAGGAUUCUGCACAUUUGAUCUUUAUUCUCAGCCUGGGCUAGAUAUAAAGCUUUCUUUGAAGUACUCGCCUUGUUUGCAGCCUUAUCCGCCAAAGCAAAGCCUGCUUAAGUUUAAUGUACCUUACAUUCUCGACAUUAAAGAGAGGCUCAACCUAAUUUUGACGCCAUACGGGAACAAUACGUGGCUGACACAUGAUCCCGAUGGUAACGAUAUCGUUUUGUCUCGUCGCGAAACUGAAUGGUGUGAUGAUUGUCUCGGCGAGGAACAGUUUACAGAGGUGUCUGACAGUGGACAGUGGAGCGAGACACCCAGUGAGGACUCUUCGUGGGAGAUGUGCAGUGUUACGGACAGUGAAGAUUUCUCGUGCGAGAGCGGCUGUGACUCUCUCUCGGACUGUGGCUGGAUAACCGUUUAA